CCUGUUGUACGUUUUACAGCGUUUCGAUGCUACAGCUCGGCGCUGUUUUUAGUUAGGUAUUCGAACGUUGCUCUUGUUCGAGGUUACAGUGUUCGUGGUUUGGACCGGUGUGUUGUUGGAAUCGCGACUGCGAGAAUCGAGAGAGACGAGAGAUCCGUAUCGUGCUUCGUUUACUAUCAUGCACGUUGCUUCGCGUUGGCGUUUUUCUUCGCUGCUCGUCGCUUUCGUAUUUACGAUUUGUUUGUAAACAUUACACUGUGAAGUUCGCGAUACUAUUUGCGCAAAGUGAAGUGCGAUAAUAUUAUUUUCGGUGUUCUAAAUGCGGCAAAAUACAAUUAAAAGUGAUGUGGUGGAGAUAUGGUGUUGGAUCUUCAUCAAACCGACCUCUAUGUGAGACCUAGUUGGCUUGAUGCGGCCGUUGCUCUUCGUGAGAUCAAAAAGGGUAACGCGGAAGGAGACAGAUCAGCAUUAUGGUUUCGUAAGCGAGUGCAGAAAAAGUUAUUUGACUGGGGCAGCUAUGUACAUCGAAACGCCGGAAUAGUGCUGUUCGUAGCUAUACUAGCCUUAGCUUGCUUAUGCGUUGGUCUGAAAUCAGCAAUCAUCCAUUCAAAAGUGGAUCAAUUGUGGAUCGAAGAGGGCGGUCGUUUAGAGCGUGAAAGGAAAUACAUCGAAAACGCUCUAGGAGAAUCAGCCAGCAAUACUCAUCAGCUAGUCAUUCAAACGCCAAAGGAUCCUCCGGCAUCUUUGUUACAUUCGGGAGCUUUAUUAGCUCAUUUGAAAGUAAUCAAAGCCGCGUCAUCGGUCACAGUUUACUUGUUCAAUGAACAAUGGCGACUGAAAGAUAUUUGUAGCUCACCGAGUUUUUCCAGCUUCGACAUGUAUCAUAUCGAUCAGAUUUUUCGAAAUAUUAUACCAUGUUCGAUUAUCACUCCUUUGGAUUGUUUUUGGGAAGGAUCGAAGUUAUUGGGACCAGAUGAUCCGGUUUUUGUUCCUGAUAUUCCGUUCAAGUUGAAAUGGACGAAUUUAAAUCCUCGACAUCUUUUACAAUACGUCAAAUCAGCCGGUGGCACGAAUUUCCCGUUAAAAACGUUGGAAGAGAUUAUGAAAAGGGCCGGAAUAACAACAGGUUAUCAAGAAAAACCAUGUUUAAAUCCAAGAGAUCCAGAAUGCCCGGAUACGGCACCGAAUAAAAAUUCCUCACGAAGACUGGAUAUAGGCGCUCAGCUUACUGGCGGAUGUUACGGAUUCGCUACCAAGUAUAUGCAUUGGCCUGAAGAUUUAAUUAUCGGAGCGGCCAAGAAAAAUAAGACUGGACAUAUUACCAAAGCUCACGGUUUACAAACUGUGAUACAAUUGAUGAGCGAAAAAGAACUCUAUGAUUAUUUUUCCGACGAUUAUAAAGUUCAAAAGAUCGAUUGGACGCCUCAAAAAGCUGCCCUAGUUUUAGAAACUUGGCAACGUAAAUUUUCAGAUGAAGUCAAAAGGCAAUUGAAACAAUUUCCUAAUGAAACUGCUCAGUAUAAUAUAUUUUCCUUUUCCACUGCUACACUUAACGAUAUUCUAAGUCAUUUUUCAAAAAUAGAUUUUAAAAAAAUUUUCAUUGGUUACCUCGUUAUGUUAAUUUUCGUAGCGUUUUCAUUACUGAAAUGGAAUCAUCCUGUAUUAUCACAAACAGCAGUAGGAAUCGCUGGUGUAUUAUUAGUAACCAUUACGAAUGCAGCUGCGUUAGGAUUCUGUGCUUUGUGUGGUAUUGCAUUUAAUGCUUCAACUACCCAAAUUGUACCAUAUCUUGGAUUAGGUUUUGGUGUUGUAGAUGUGUUCCUUUUAACGAGCGUUUAUGCCGAACAAUUGCCUUCGAAAGAUGAUAAUGCAGAAAAACAGACCGGAGCUGUAUUGAGAAAAGGCGGUCUGAGCGUUUUACUUACUUCGAUUAGCAAUUGCGGCGCGUUUUUUGCAGCGGCACUUAUUCCUGUUCCGGCUUUGCGAGUAUUUUCAAUGCAAGCUGGGAUUCUAGUUUUUUUCAAUCUAGUCACUACUUUAUCAGUAUUUCCAGCCAUUAUUAGUAUUGAUUUAAAAAGGAGGAGCUCCAAAAGAGCAGAUAUUCUAUGUUGUUGCAAGCUUGAUGACGAUAGCUGGCCAUAUGUGAAGAGUGUUUCGCCACCUGUGCCAAGAAGAUCUAGUAACAAGUCGAGGGAAAAGCAAGCGAUUACACGUGCUUUGCCUCCGGAUGGCCAACAGACCAUUACGGUUUUAGCAUCUUCGAAUUCAUUAGAUGAAAAUAAUGAAAGUCCUCCCUUAUCACAAAGUUUACUGUCGACCAAUAAUAACGACACGGAAUCCAAUGGUGGAGAUUUCUUAGAUAAAAGUGAAUAUUGGUCAUGGGAUAAUUUACUUGAAAGAUACGCUAAAUUUUUGUGUAAAAAAUCAGUCAAAGUUUUCACCGUGGUGGCAUUCUUGUUGGUAAUACUAAUAAGCGUGUGGUACGUGAGCAAAGUAGUAGAUGGAUUGGAGUUGAGUGAUAUUGUUCCUCAAAGUACCAACGAACACGGGUUCCUGGCUGCUCAAGAGAAAUAUUUCGGAUUUUACGAUAUGUACGUGAUUACUCAGGGAGAUUUCGAGUAUCCGACUAAUCAGAAGUUGUUAUACGAGUACCAUGACGCUUUUACCAGAGUUCCUAAUAUUAUCAAAAAUGAUAACGGAGGGUUGCCUCAGUUUUGGCUGAGUUUGUUCAGAGAUUGGCUGCUAGGCAUUCAGAAAGCAUUCGAUCGCGACUGGGCAAACGGUUCUAUAAACCAAGAAGGCUGGCUCAAUAACGCCACCGACGAAGGUGUCCUAGGCUACAAACUUCUUGUACAAACCGGCGACCUCGAGAACCCGAUCGACAAAUCACUGAUGACGCAAUCGCGUCUCGUUAACCAUCAAGGAAUCAUCAGCCCAGACCCAUUUUACAAUUACCUAUCUGCCUGGGUCUGCCACGACGCCUUAGCCUACAGCGCAUCUCAAGCUAAUCUGAAACCAGAACCGAAAUCCUGGUGUAAUGUGCCCAACGACUACGACCUCAAAAUACCCAAAUCAUCGCCGCUAACCUAUACGCAGAUUCCAUUCUAUCUGCAAGGAUUAGGAAAUACAUUCCAUAUAACUAAGCUAAUAUCACAAGUUCGAGACUUGUGUCAGAAAUUCGAAGCCAAAGGAUUACCUAGUUUCCCAUCUGGCAUUCCGUUCCUAUUUUGGGAACAGUAUCAAGAUCUAAGAUGGUACCUCGGCAUCGCCAUAUUGUGCUCGUUGAGCAUCGUAUUUUGCACCGUGUUCUUGCUAUUGUUCAACGUUUGGGCUGCAGCGGUGGUUGUAUUUGGAGGAGCUGCUAUGGUGCUACAGUUACUAGGAUCGUUUGGUAUUCUUGGCAUCAAGUUGAGCGCUGUACCGGCUGUUUUGUUGAUUGUGGCUGUUGGUGUCAAUGUGCAUUUCAUCAUUCAUACAACUUUUGGAUUUAUUACCGCUAUCGGAAAUCGUGAAAGAAGACUGCAAUUAGCUAUUAAACAUAUGUUUCCUGUUAUAUUACAUGUUGCUUUUACCAUUUUGUUGGCUGUUAGUAUGCUGGCGUUCAAUGAUUUCGACUUUAUCGUUAGGUAUUUCUUCUACGUGUUACUGAUAUUAAUCGGAAUAGGAUUCUUAAACGGAUUAUUAUUCUUUCCGAUGGUUUUACUGCUGAUGGGACCUCCUGCUGAAGUGAAACCUAAAACGUUUCCAGAUAGGAUUUGUACUCCUAUUCCUACUCCGAAAGAUGAACAACGAAAGAUCAGAACUUCGUGUAGGCAGGCUCCAGCACCUUCACGUCGUCAAAGAGAUGAUUAUUCUCUAAGUCUGACCACAAUAUCAGAAGAACCAGGUUCGUGGCAUUCGACCAAUCACGAAAUAGUGGUUGAGCCAGAGCUCGUUGUCGAAGCUACGUCGUACGUACAACCUGCUCCUCCUGCACCUCCACCAAACGGGUCGCCAUCAGGUAACAAUAGUGGUAAUGAAAAUGAAAGUUCCUGUAAUUCUUCGCCAGCCAGUGUACAUAGAGCUACUCCGUCCUCAACUACCUCAUCAACCCCGUCCAGUCAUGUUACCACUAAAGUAACGGCCACCGCUAAAUUUAAAGUAGAAAUACAUACCCCUAUUCAUAGGUCAUUCAAUCAUAAUCAUAGGCAUAGUAGACGAAGAGAUUCGACUAGUUCUACGUCUACCACAUCUACUGAAUGUUCGUCCAGACAUUCGUAGGUUUAUCCCUUCCCCUCCCCAAUUUUUUUUUCAUGUGUGCACUUUGUUGUUCGUUACCAGUUAGACAAUUUUUUAUGAUUAUUUAUUUUAAUAUUUUGUGUAGUAUUUGAUUAUAUCCCGCCGUUUUUUUUACGUGUAUGUUCGUUUUAUUUAUUUUUUUAUAUUUUUGUUUGUAUAAAUGACUUGUGUUCUGUAUAUACGAAUGAUUUUUUUUAUAUAUUUUGUUGUAAAUUACGCCAAUACGUAUGUGAAUAUGUACAUGUGUAGAAAUUAUAUAAAAAUUGGUUCCAUAAUAACUUAUUGAAUGGUGCAUUUAUUUUUUAUACGUAUUUAUAUACUUUUUUUUCAAUUUUUUUUCUACAAGAACUUAAUGGUAAACUAAUUUUGUAUUAAGGAUAAAUUUUAUACGAGUUUUUUUUUAAUUAUUAUUUUUAUACAUAUUUUCAUCGUGUGUAAUUCCCAGUGUAUACGUUUUUGUUUUGUUGUCGCUAAAAAAAUCUUUCAAGCCAAAAAAUACGUAAUUAAUGUCAUUUUAUUUUAGUUACAAAAUAAACGUUUUAUAAUGAA
Planococcus citri (citrus mealybug) is the source of this 4827-nucleotide messenger RNA. Its product is annotated as protein patched-like. Bases 358 to 4260 code for a protein of 1300 amino acids. Gene Ontology annotation, molecular function: hedgehog receptor activity; smoothened binding; hedgehog family protein binding. Gene Ontology annotation, biological process: negative regulation of smoothened signaling pathway. Gene Ontology annotation, cellular component: plasma membrane. The transcript is spliced from 20 exons. The record is from RefSeq and is a predicted model, not a curated record. Lineage: Eukaryota; Metazoa; Arthropoda; Insecta; Hemiptera; Pseudococcidae.